AUGAAGCGCGAAGGCCGCUGGGACUCGCAGAACCAACUGAUCAACCGCAUCGCCCGUGUCACCACGCGGAUCCUGCCCGAGGGCGAGGGCGUCUACAUGCGCUACAUCAACCAGGAGAUCCGCAACUCUGAUAGCCUCAAGUUUGAAGAGCUCCUCGACGUCGUGAAGCCGCUGAUCUUGGGCGGCGACACGCCCAUUGGCACCAACCUCAAGAGCAAGGUCCUGCAGCCGCUCGUGUAUAACAAGCUGCCGAACAACCUCAAGAGGCCGCUGCUGGUAUCUGUUAUUACCGACGGUAUGCCGGAGCCGGAGCCUAAAAAUACGUUUGUGGAUGCGAUCGCUGAGUGUGGCGAUAAGCUCGAAGCGGCUGGCCUUCCUCGCGAGAGUGUCAAGUUCAUGAUUGGUCAAGUCGGUUCCGCCAAAGCCGCAACUAGGUUCCUCCAGGACAUCAGCAAGGAGUCCAGGAUUCAAGACGUCGUAUUCGUAGCCCCUGAAAGGCUGGAUGUCAUAACCUCAAGGCUGGAAGAUGAUUGGAAGAUAGAUGAAUGGCUCAUUGAGACGCUCUAUGCGCCUAUUAUGAAGGGUGAGGGCAGGAAGAAACAGUAA
Molecule: messenger RNA, 606 nt
Organism: Clonostachys byssicola
Lineage: Eukaryota; Fungi; Ascomycota; Sordariomycetes; Hypocreales; Bionectriaceae
Source: the annotation of a GenBank genome assembly